AUGCGUUAAUAAGUUACUUUUUACACUGAAGUCAUCAUUAUUAUUGACCUUAGUUUUUAUAAAUCAUUUAAGUUUAUUAUAAUCAUAUAUACACAUUGUACAAAUUACUGAAAUCAUAACUACUAGUAACUAGAAUUAUAGAAAUCGAUUUAGUUUAUUAUAACCAUUUUAUAAAGAAACCUAUUCUGUGUUCUGAUUGUGCUUCAUUUUGUGUAUUUUCAUUUAUUAACUUACUUGUUAAUUUCAUUUACUUUUACAAUGUCUAACUCUGCGUAUGAUACUUAUAUAUCACCUCUAUCGACAAGAUAUGCUUCAACAGAGAUGAAAUUCAAUUUUAGUGACAGGAAAAAAUUUACUACAUGGAGAACUCUUUGGACUUUACUAGCACAAGCUGAAAAGGUAUAUUAUGUUUAAUUUUUUAAAUUUUUUUUGUUCGGUUUUUGUCAUAAAGUUAUACCCUAAACACUAUUCUUGAUUUGAUAAAUGUUUUUAAUAGUGAGUGUGUAAUUCAUAUUGAUUAGGCACCUACUAUUUUUGAAUAGGUACUUUGAUUCAAUUCAAAUGAUUUUUAACAUUUUAAAUAAAUAAUUAUAUAAUGUAUACUAUUUAGGUAGGUAACUGUAGAAUAAUUUUAGUGGUAAUUGUUAGUAAGAUUUAACAAUUAUUGAUAGCUAAUAAUUAAUAAUUAUUUUAAAAUAUAUUUAACAGGAAAAAGUACUUAUUGAUUUGUAUUAUUUUCAUAAACAUAUUGUGAAUAAUCAAUUAACAGUUGACUUAAGUAUUGUUGUAUAGAUUCUAUUUUGAUAUUUGUAUACAAUCAAAAUAAUUAUACUAUUCAUUUAGUGGUUUUAACUUUGCGUAUUAUUACUAAUUUACUAAUAAUUUUAUUAACAAAAUAAGCAUUACUAAUUUUAGAAGUGUAGUGUGAAAUAUUGUGUAGGUAUAAGUCUUAAAUGUGUACUUAUUAAUAACAUAAACUCCUCGUUUUAUUUCAAAUUGAAGGAAAGAUGGGAAGAUUUAAAGAAGAAUAUUUCAAUUAAUCCACAGGGUAAUCGAGUGAGAUUCAUUCCUAUUGUUCCUAAUAACGCUAAUCGUCCGAAUGUUUUACCAUCUACGAUUCCAUCACGUAGUUUGUUAUUUAAACCAUUCAUUCCAAAACACAUAACCAUUUGUCCUAGUAAAGAAAAUGUCAACUUAAUAAAACAUCUAAAUGAUAAUGAAAAUAAAAAUGUAACGUCCAAUGCUCAAAUGGAAACUCCUUUUUAUCCAGCCAGAUUCAAUGUAAAAGAUUACAAAUCUUCUAGUCUACAAUUUUCUCAGCAUGAAGUAAAAAAACUUAGUUCAUCAACUUCUUUUGUAGAAAACUGUGAUAUAGAAAAUAGUUUACAUAGUGUACCUCUACGCACUAUUUGGACUAAUGAAAACCCAAACAAUUUUGAAUCUAACUUAUUAAAAAAAAAUUCAUUUGGUAAACCAUUUUCAUCAAGCUUAAGUUGUGUGUCCCAAACUAUACAGAGUACAAAUUAUGGAGUAAAAUCUAAAACUCAGAGUAAGAUUGCUCAAGUAUUGCCACCAAAUAUGAGGAACACAAUUAAUAAUUCAAGAUACUUUAAAUCUUCAUAUUCUUUAUUUACAUCUCCGGUUCACAAUUUAUAUCCUAUAGCUGAAAACACUUCUUUUUUUACUACAGAAACUGAAAAUACAUCAUCUUGUACUUUUGGUCAAGACACCAAUACUUUGGAACAACCAAAUUCUUUUAAUUGUAUAAACAAACCUUUUAACGUAGAUGAUAUCUGGAAAAAUAAUCAGUUUCAACCUCCAAGAAUGUGACACCUUCUUAUAUUACCAUAAUUGUAUCCUAUAUUCUACAUGAUCUACAAUUGUUUAUAUUGAUACACUGUAGUUGAAAUGGUACGCUUAACCUUAUGAUGACAUCAUUUUUUAUUAUUUUUUUUUUAACUUUAAGAUAUGAUUUAAACAAAAUAUUUGUGGCAAAUUAGAUUUGUAACAUAAUUAUUCCGUUAAAAUAUUAAUAUAAAUAUAGUACCUAAUAUAAUUUUUCAUUGAUAAAUUAGAAUAUUAAUGCAAUUAUAAUAUAAUAUUGUGAAAUUAUUUUAUUUUUAAUAAUUAUAUAAUUUUAUACACCAAUCUCCCAUAAAUUAAAUUUGGAUAAAAUUGAAACAUAGUGCAAAAAUAUAACAACAUAGUUUUUUACAAUUUUAUUAUUGAAUAAAUUUAAAAAAAAAUUAUUAAAAAUCUAAGACAAUUGUUGUAAAUAUCUUAUUAGAAAAAAAGAUUCCACCCUAAAUGUUCCAUUGUGUUUUAUGUUGCACAUUAAUUUCGAUAUUUUUAAUUACAGAAUUAAAAUAAUCAAUAUGUUAAAAAUCCGUCCUUAAGUUUUAAUUGCACUAAUACAAAUUACAACUAGGACAUUUGAAAUAUAAGUGUAAAGAUGUUUUAUUUGUAUUUAUUGUUAUAUUUAAUUCGACCAAUUUAUUGUUGUGUAUUUUUUUUUUCACUUUAAUAAUAUUAAUAUAUUAACAUUAUGCAUAGUACCUAUUUAAUGUUUGUUUAAUAAUUGAUGUAAAAUUACUGGUUAAUUUUAAUUAUAAUGAAAUGUAUGUCGAUUUAACAAGUGCAUUAAUUUUUGAAUUAAAAUACAUAACUAUAUUACCACUUAAAAUAAAAAAAAGUGUUAUCGUGUUGAUAUUAAUAAUAAAUUAAUGUUAACAAAUUAAAUAAUAAUUAUAUAGGCUCCUGUAAAGUUAAAAAAAAAUACAAGGUACAUACAAAUAUAGUUAACACACAGACCGUUGAUAAGUUUUAAUGGGUUUAGGUUAGGCUUGUUAGGGGAUGUUGUUGGACGACAGUCCGCACAUCUCCUUAAGGUUCAUUUAUGUAAUUUAGGAAUUUAUUAACCUUCUCCUCAUAGUAAAGACGUAAAUUGUACAUAAUAUGGUAAAUGCUAUUUCAUAAGUUGUUUAAUAAAUUAUGGCAACAGUGAGUGAAGUAUUGUGUUAAACAGACCCCUUACUGCUGUCGAUUAUACUUGGAAAAAUUGGUGUUAACUGGUUCAGUUAUUAUUUAAUAAUGGACAAUGGUUAUCUCAUAAUAUUAUAGAUACCAAUAAGUAUAUCUAGUAAGUUAUCAGUAAGUUGUAAGUUUGUUUUGUUUGUAUUUAUUCAAGGUAAUUAAUCAUAAGACACUCAUUAUCUCGAAAAGUAUUAACUUGUUGGGUUUUUUUUGAAAAUGUAUGAAACAAGCAACUCUAAAAAGCUUAUAUCGCUGUUAUCUUUUGGAGUAAAACCCAUUUUUGAUUUUAAAUUAGGAACUUUUUUAAAAUAUUUCAUAAAUAAAUGAAGUUUUACUUUAAAUACAUUUUUGUUUUGACAUUUUAAAUUUCUGUCAAACCGUUGAUUAGAUUUUCUAUAUUUAUGUUUGUGUGGAUGUGCGGCACGUGGUAAUUGAAAAUUGCUCCACUAUACUCUCUCGCUAUCCAAACUUAAAAGUGGAAAAAAUGUCAUCGCAUUUCUAAACUAAAAUUUCUACUAUUUAUGGAAUUUUUAUUAUUGGUAGCUAUUUGGAAAUCAAAAGUGGAAAGUGAUUUCACCCGAAAAAUAAAAUAGAACAAAUUGAUAUUGCAAUGUGAUAUUUUAUAAUUGCUUGUAUCUUAAAUUUUCUUAAUACUCAUGAUACUUUCCGAGAUAAUGAGUGUCUUACCGAGGGGCUGAGCACCCUGUAUAAUAAUUAUGCUAGAACAAUCUCGACAAUCAGCUCAUCGCGGUGUGUCGUUAAGUAUAUAGGUAACCUGCGUGUAUGUUAUUCCUAAAUUAACUGCGUGAAAUUAAGUUUGAAGUAAACACAUUUAAAAGCCAAUUCAAGAAUACAUCCUCCCCCGGGUUAUGCGUGCACCGGUUACUGACGUACGUCCCCGCGUUUUACCCAUACUUGAACGUCAACGCGAAGUCGGUGAAAAACGUGAGGGACGUAAGCGUGGUCAUCACGGCCGACGAUAUCAUCAAGUCCAUUCGGUUUUUAGACGGGCGCACCUGUAGGGCGAAUUGCAGGGCUCUCCAGUCCGAAAAUAUGACGCCGGCUGCUAUGGCCAGCAUCACGCCGUACCAACACGACACGAUAAGACACUACAAUAAAUUAUAAUACACGAACGUGCGGACAUUAUUACGCCGUGUAAACAAUAAUAAUUAUUAAAUAUUCCGAGUGCGUUGAUGACAAGGUCUUACCGGUUUUUUCGGGAUCUUUUGCUGCAAGAAAUGGCUGACCACGAUGAGCAGAUCGACCAGGACGGCGCCGGACAGGGCCGAGUACACGAAACCGGCCCUGCCGGUGGUCGUGUGCAGCCUCGACGAGUACGGGCUGAUGGUCAGACAGAUGCUGGUCAAGCCCAGUAUCUAAAAAUACCGAGAAAAAAAAAACGGCCGGAAUGAGACGAGAGACGACCGUUAAGACAGUCGAGUAUGUAUGAAUAUACCGUGUACAAUGUUUUUAUAAUAUUUAGUGAGCCGGAUAAGAGACGGCGAAUCACGAGGAAAAGCGGUUAAAGUGUACAGGUUAUUGAGUAAAGACGAAUCGGCCUGAUCGGAUAUGCGGGGACUGCAGAGAGAACAAUUUACGCGCAGGAAGAUCGGACGCCGGCUGUGCGUGGGAUACAGGUGAAGAAAAAGAAUGUUUAAAAAAAACGGUGCCCCGCGUAUUGGACGGUACGCAUUGCGAACACGGCGAUAAAACGAUAGACGGUAAUAAUAAUAAUAAUAAUAAUAAUAAUAAUGGAUAAUGUCACUCACGAUUUCCACGACUUUGAUCAGGAACGGCGAGGCGGCCAGCAGCGACUCUUUGAGCGACUUGUCGUUGGCCAUGACGUUCGCGUACCCGUGGACCGACUGCCGAUGACUGCGACUGCCCGCCGCAGCGACGGUUAUUGUCGUCGACGCGCCCGCGUUGCAGGGGCGCGAUGCCCGUUAAUUGGAACUAAUGGAACACGACCGCGAUGCCACUUCUGUAAUACGCCUAGGUACCUAUAUGAUAAAAAAAAAAUUACCGAUUCGUUCGUCGUUGUUAUAUAUUGUAACGCGGGGUAUACCACUCCCUCCGGCGACCAAUGCUGCUGCUGCUGCUGCUGCUGCUGAUAAUAUAAUAUCUUCUCUCGUAAACGGCGUUGUGUCCACGGCGGUAUUUCGUAUUGUUAUAAUAUCAUUAUCGUUUUCGUAUAUAGGUCGUCCGCAACGGAGGAAACGCGUCGUCGUACCUACUGCGCGAGUCUUCUGUGCGCACAGCGCAGCCCGGCGUUUACACCCGGUCCGCGAACCGUUUCGCGGUCAGCGCGGCGUUUUGUCCGCAGACGAAUGGAUCGCGUGCGCUGGAUGUUCAACGCCGUUUAGGCGCGCGUAAGGCCAAAUGGCAAGGUUUUCGAGGCGCGAAAGAAAUAACCGAUACCCGGCCGGGUCGGGUCCGUUUCUCGACGGGACCACCUCGAGUACCUCUAGUCUGUUAAAAGGAUGUUUCAAUUAUCAGUUGACACUUAAGAAUUGUACGUAAUUGUUGUUAUUCCUUGUUUUUGGUGCUCCGUGCAUUUUGUUUUAGCGACAUAAGGAUUCUGUGGACAAAAAAAAAAAAGUUUGAAAACCGCUGAAUUCUGGAAAAAUGUUCUGUUCAGACCGUGUGUUAGAUUAGGAAUAAUAGAAAUGUUGUAUUCAAACAGAUUACGGUUUAAUAAGUCAAUGAUUAUAGCACAUUUACGUCAAUCGCCCGACCUUUACGCGAAAUCCAUAUAAACGCGUGCGCCGAACCCGGUACGUUUUUGUUAUGACAGGUUGUGAACGAAAUUGUCUUUUUAGAUUCUGAGCGGAGCGAGGAAUGUAUUGGUUUUCCGUUAACGUUUAUUCGUUUUUUGUUUUCUGUGGACUACUUUUCUUUCGGAAAUUCUGCUCCGUUUUGCAAUGUUAGCACUUUUUCCCAAAGGAAAUCUGCCCGGGGAGGUGCUUUAGGGAGGUCGUUUUUUGAUUUUCUCAAGAGUUCCCAGUAAAUGGUAAUAACAUAGGGAAAAAUAGGUAGAAUGUUAAACAAAUAUUAUUUAAGAAAAUGUAUCGCGUAUAAUAUGUAAUUAUUUUCCCAUAACGUGGCACGAAAUAAUCUACAUAUAUAUGUCGUUGACGAAGUCACACUGUCGACCGAACUCCGCUCGGAAUCGUUAAAUUCGUCGUUUAGCAAUAGUUAAUUUCCUUUUGUUUUUUUCUUUUCCAAUCCGGAUAGACGCUCUCCGACGGACGUAUCCAUAACUCCGGACGGUUAAACUCUAUAACAUUGUAUUGUCGGUUGUGCGAUAUUUGUUGCGUACGCGUCUUUCGUCCGCGUACCCGCGACGUACUUUACGCAACGCCGCCGCGCGCCGGACGCGCGGUGUGAACGUCGCCGACCCGAAAACGCAUUUCGUCCGGCGGCGGUUUCCUUUUCAUGUUGUUGUUGCUACGAUUACGGUGCGGUUUUCCCGAAACGAAUCGCGAUUCGUCUCGCGCCGGUGCGCGUGUAUUUCCAGCCGGCCGCCGCGCGCCGAGUUUUCCUGUGCGCGCGCAGUGCGUGUAGGCGAGCGCGGAUUGGGUACCGCGUCCGCGGAAAACCAGAAAGCGGCGAAAACCACGGGCCGCGAGAAAAAAAAAACCGCAUUUAAAACUCCGCGAUUCCGUGACCCGCCGACUGUUUGUUUUAAUAUCGAAGGCGUCGCCGGACGCGUAUAGGUGCGAAUUGAUGUCGAAUUUUUUUUUUUUUUUUAUAAUUUAUACGCAACGCGUUUCGCGACGGCGUCGCAUGGUGUUAACAGAAGCCUUUCGCGCGGCCCCCUGGUAAACGUCGAACGUUCCUGUAAAUCUUAUUAAUUUCUCGAAGGUUAACGUUUUUAAUUGUUUAGUGGGUUGGAAAACACGGUUUUCGUUGCGACAGUGUAAUUGUGCAACAGGUCAGCUACCACGCGUACACGUUAGCGCCGUACACAAUAAAUCGAUCAGACCCGCCGGCAUUGUUUUAUCCAUUGCGCCUCGCGUGAAUAUUCAGUGUGUUUUAACGAACAGUAAAGUCUUCAAAAUAUCCCUACUAUAAGAUAUUGUUUCGCUGAUUUUUUAUUCAACCCCAGCCCGAAAACAUUUCCAUGUUAAUAUGAUUAAGCCAUUUAAAACGUCAUGUUUAGUUUCGGGCAUUUAGCAAUUCUGCAAUUAUUUUGUUUGGUAAUUUUCAAAAUUUGUUUAUAUUGAAAACUAUACGAAAUCGAUUUAAGCCCGUCUUCCUUGGCAUCCAAGAUAAAUGUGAUUCAACAACUUUAAUAAUUGUGUAUAUAAAAAGAGCCGAACAUGGGUGCAGCCACUGUUGUAGGUGAGAAGUUGGUAAGGUAGUGGAGGGGAAAUUUAAUAAUGCAUAUCUGUAAGCAACGACAAACCGUUGCUAAUGAAAAAACGAUGGAGUUCAGUUUAUAGUGAUGCUUUGUCAACAAUAUACAGUGGAUUCCGCUUAAUGUGGGCACACGUCGGGACCAGCUCUGUUUACCCACAUUAAGCGGCUGCCUAUGAAAAUCGAAAUUAAUUCAAAAGCAUAAACAUUUGUAAUAUCAAAAAAGUAGUUUGACUUAAAUUGAAAAAAAUGUUAAAUUACUGUAUAAAUAAAACUAAAUAUAACAUACUAAAUAAAAUUACUAUUUGAAUAUGGAAGGCGUAUACAUAACGUUGUAAUUGCUUGUUGUCUAAGCUGUGUAGAGUGGAUCUGGUUAAUAAAAAGUGGACAUACGAUUCAAGCUUAUUAGACGAGCUAUUUUCGAUACCCUCUUGCAUGAACUCACACGCAAGUCUUUAUAUUUAAUCAACAAAAUUCCAUUAAGGUUAAGUGUUAAUGCUUUUUAUUAUAAUAAUUUUUGAUAAACACAGUAUCAUAAAUACGACGAAACUCGAUUAUAUUAGUCGUUUUCAAAUACAUAUUAACAUAUGUAUACAUUCUAGCGUUACGAUAAAAUAAAAAUUGCCCAUAUUAUGCGAUUUUUUUUAACCUUAUUAAUAUAUAAUUGUAUUGAAUCUGUGUUUAAUAAGGACGGGGGGAGGGGUGUUACUAUUUGAAAAUCGAAAGUAUACAUUUACCUGUUUUAGGUAUUCUAAAUUGAAAAUAGUAUUUGAAUACAAAUUCCAUAACGGUGGAAAAAACAACAGAAAUGAAAUUCACUUAAAAUCUUCCUAUAACAGAAAAUCGCCGGGUCACGUUAAGUGGAUCACCCUGUAUUUUUUUUUUUUUUUUUUUUUUCCCCCCGCCAUAAUAUUACAAAAGCAUAUAUUGUGUCGUUUACUUAUACAUCAAUUUAAACAGUGAAAAAAAAAAUGUAGGCCAUUGAUUCUAUUAAUGGUAAUGUCUCGCUUACGUUCAGCGUGACGCGGGAUAAUGUUAUUUUAACGCGAAUACUUACCUACAAAUGCAUCACCAUCACACAUCUGCUUCAUUCGAAAAAAGAAAUACUAGUAUUUUGACAUUUGAACGUUCUUCUGUGUACAUUUUAUAUGUGCCGUUUUUUUUUCCCACCUGUUUACCUACGGUUAUUUUAAACUAUUUCCGCUGUGUGAUUGAUUUAAUAAAUUACCUCUUCAAAGCGUAUGUAUAUGUAUACUGCAUGUGUUUACUGCGUUUGGAAAAUAUUAUUUACACAAUACAACCGUUGUACAAUCUGUAAUAACCCGUUCGAUGCGUUCAGAAUUUGUUUCACGGAGGACUUAGACGUAAAUAAGAGGAGGGAGGAUGAUGCUUAGGAGGUCUCCCAGAGUCAUCUCAAGCACUACCUAUAAUAUUCAAAUCAAUUUUCAACAGUUUAAUUUCAAAUCAAUUUUCACCUGUACUUGGACUUAUUGUUUCAUAUUAAAAUACAUUGUGCAAAAAAAAAAAUUAUUCUAAAAUAUGUAAGUAUUGUACGCGUUUUAUACCCGGUGUGCGCGCGUGUGACAUGAAAUACCUAGAGAUUUCCUUUCAUAGUUUAUUAUUGAACUUCACAUUGCCUACUAUACAUACAUUUUACUAAAAUGGUAUGUCGAACAAAGUAUGUUCAUUUUAUUACAGCAUUGACAAAUGUAAUGUUUUAUAUCGCGUGAAGGUUUAAAUGUGACCUUAUAAGUCUAUUUAUGUUUGUAUAUAAAACAAAUUUGCAUUUGUAACUGUAAGAUUAUCUUUUUUUUUUUGCCAACGAUAAUAUUGUUGAAAAUAUUUUAUUCAUUAAGAUACCUAUAGAUUAUUUAUUCUUAAAAAAAUCACGACAAAAAGACAAAUUGAAGGGCUUGGUGUGACAAUCAGAUAAAUCCACUUUUUAAAAUUGUUCAACAUGAAUAAAAAUUAUUUUUUAGUUAACUGGUUAUUGCACCAAGCCCUUCAAUUAUUAAAACGAAAAAUAAUAUACGUAUUAAUUGAUAAUAUUGUUUACCAUACAGAGAUGUUUUUUUUUAGUAUGAACAAUAUGAACCAGCAGUUAUCUCGGAGGAUUUUUAUUGAAUUUGAUUUCUGUUUUUUCUUUUUCAAUCAUUGUGGAAUUCGUUUGGCUUUAUUUUAAAACCAUUUUUAAUUUUUUACCCCUAAUCCGUGUACCUUAUAAAUAAGGUCUAUACUUUGACUUUUCAAAUAAUGGUAAAAAAUUAAAAGCGAUUUUAAAAUAAUAAAGCUUAUAACCGAUUUCACAACGGUUAAAAUAAUAAAAAAAAAAAACAGAAAUCGAAAUUCAUCUAAACUCAUCGGAGAGAAGUUCUGAUCCACGAGAUAAAAAAAUCACCAUGUAUACAAAUAUGUUCGUAUGAAUUGUUUGGUUGCGCUAAUCUCGAGAACUCCAAAAACUCAACCCCCAGUGCGAUUGACAAUUGAUUUUUGGUAUUGUAGUUCAAAAAUCGAAAUUUUGUCCGUGUGUUUCUCCGGAUUGUCUUGGUCACGCGGAUACCUCGGUCAAUUAAAAUCGCAAGCACGGGCAACGCUGUCGCCGGGUCGGACGGCUAUAGUUUUUUUUUUUUUGUAUAAUAUAUGCAUUGAGAUCCAGUCGAACAGUGAUAAUCACACACGUAUUCAUGUGUGAUAAAAAGAAGCAAACUCAAUGAAUUGUAUUAAAAUAUAAAUAAUGCGCUGCGGUAUAUUAUUUUCAACUUAAACGACUAGAAUAUUAUAAAUAUUAUUUACAAAAAACACUAAUAUUAUUGUACAUUGACGGGAUCGACGACGAGUAAAUUAUAAGAAAACAAUAGUAAUGAUUAUAUUGUAUUUACGAUACGUGUACAAUGAGUAAUAAUAUUGUGCAUGAAAUGUCAAACCGGAUGUGUGUAUAGUUUAUGGGGCGCGUCCGAUGGUUUUUAUUCGUUUCAAUUCGUGCGUAUUUUAUAUCCGGCCGGUUUCCGGCAGUGUGCGAAAACGACGGCCGACGGAUUCGCGGUAGGGGGAGGGGGGGUUUAUAGUCUCUACUACCGAUUCGUGGAAACUACGUGUGUAUAGGCAAAUCAACUUAAUACAAUUAAUUAUAAUAUUAUGUAUAACUGUCUGGCUGGGCGAUCGCUUCUUAGUCCGCGGCUCCGUUUCGUCAUUCGAACUCCAUUUCCCUCGCGAAAUGUAUGAACGACAGCACGGUGUCCACCAGGUACACGGCCCCGGACAGCACGCACAACACGCCCACCGUGAUGCCUAUGGCCCGUUCGGAACUCACGCUGAUGUAUUUGUUCUCGUUUUGAUAGCCGAUCCAAUAGUGCAGAGCUAUGCCGCCGACCGCGAUAAACAUGAACAUGCCCACAAAGUUCAUGAUGAUGUCCUGUUGAAAAAUUCACCGAAAAAUAACCGAGUUGAACUAAUAAUAAACUCGUCGGGUGCCGCGGGGUAGGGGGGAGGGGCGGUGUAAAAAGUGUUGCACCGAACAAACGGCCGGUUCGCGCCGUUAUUGAGUCGUGUCGUUAUUGUAAUUAAAAACAAAAACGAAAAAUGGAUACAUAAAUGGACGUACGAUUGGACACAAAUAAAGUUUUGAAAAAAAUAUUAACGCGUGUAGAGUUUAGAAAAAACAAAAGAAAAGAAAGCUCGGAGCAUUAUAAAGAUCGUGUGUGUGUGUGUGUGUGUGUGUGUGUGUGUGUAAUGCAUACGACCGAUUUCGAUUUGAAAUAUCGAGAAGAAGCGAAAACGCAUUAAUACGCAAACGAAUAUAAAUUUAUCCACUGUUUUUUCUUUUAUAUGACUAGUCACCGAUUUGGUUGGAAGAAAUUGUGUGAAACACGACGACGUAGAUUUGAGAAGUUUUAUCGAUCGUCUAAAUAACAAAUUGGGUAUAGUAUAUGAUAUUUUGUACAUUCGCGUUGUUUUUAAACUUAUUAUUAUCAUGGACUUUAUUUACAACUGUGUGCGACCGUUCCAAGUCCAGAAUUAAUAUAAACAUUGUCUUGGCUGUUCAAAACGUCGAGACAUUUUAAAACAAAAUAUACUCCAUGUCAAUAUUUUUCAGGUAGUUAAAAAAAACGUCUUAAGGCUUUGGUCAUCUCGCGUCGCGUUUUACAAUCUUUUCUGAUAAAAAUAGGUUUACUACGUGUAUAGUAAAAAAAAAAAAAUUAAAUAGUAAUUUGGUCUAUAGCGUGUAUUUUUCGCUCUUUCGAUCGUAUUUUGUACCCGCUGAAGUUUUCCUAUGUAAUGACGUCUGUUACAACGGGGAGAGAAUUAAUGUUGUACCGUGGUGUUUUUGAAAACAAAACACACGUGAUUCGUACACGAUUCGGUUAUUUUUGUGGCCGAACCGGGAGUAAAUUUGGACCGCGGCACCUGGACUGUGCAGUAACCGCGGGUAAUUAUAAUUAUCGCCGACGACGGCACCUUACCACUAGCGUUUUCUUCUGGUGAUUGGAUCCGAACCCGUACGAUAUGAGGAUCACGACGGUGUAGAUGAAGAAGCCGAUGAACACGCCGGACGCGAUGAUUUCCGCGUCCGGGUUUUUCUCCUCGUUCAGGUUCCACGUGCCGCCCACGCCCAGGAAACCGCCGUGAUAUCCGGUCCUGUACAGCACCAGAAUGAUGAUGUUCAGCACCUGCGAAAAUCGAAAUUUCCACGGUUACAGUUAGUCCGCGAGCCCCGGGGAAAACGCGCGGGAAAUCUCCCGUUCCGCAUAUAGGUACCAAUUUCACGACUUUAAUGACGACCGUGCCCACGCUCGCUAUGUUCACCAUCGCGAAUCCGUCGUCGUAUCCGUAUCUGCAGUAACGUGUCGCGGUGUCGACGGUGUCUCGUGGUCCGCGGACAAAUCGCGCGCGCGCAUGUACGCGCAAAACACGCUCGUUCGACCGCGCGAAUAAACCGUGUUGCCUGGAUUCCGGAUUCCGGAUGGAUCGUCUGCGCGGCCCCGGGUGACGUCGUCGAUUGCGGUGCGACGGAACGCCGCGGUCUCUCGAUUCGCGAGCGCGCGUGCCUACUUAUCUAUUUUUUUUUUUUUUUUAUUGUACGAACGCGUUCAACGCAAUAAACUCGGCGGGUCCGCAAUGUGCGCGCAUGCCACGGGCGUCUCGUGUACAACACAAUAUAAUGAUAAUAAUAACCUGGUAGAGGUGCGUGCGUUACGUAUGUACAUUCAGAUAAGUCACGUCGUAACAUUAAUAUCAAUAACGUUUGUGUGACGACACUCGACGAGGAAACCCGAUUAGAUUACCCGGCCGCGCGCGUUCAAUAUACAGGGUGAUGAGCAGCCCCCCCCCCAACCUUCCCGCCCCGCCCCGCGUGCCAUGCAAUUCCCGUAAACCGAAGCAGUUUCGGUUCGGUCGGGACGUUGCGCCGGCACGUUUAAAAGUUCGGCUCGUCGCGGCACAGGAACGCCGCCGAGACCCCGCCGCACGAAUAACGCCGAACCGUUCGGUCGCUUCCCUGUUUCACUACCCGCGAAAAAAGGACCCCACUCAGAAUGGUCUAGUGCCCGUUGCCUAAAAUACCGUGUCCCCUGAAUAACUACAAAUGCGUGUACCUAGUAUUUUGUAACGGGCGCGCGCAUUUUUGAUUGUAGAAAUAACAGUAAAGCCGAUGACAAUCAACCUAACCGCUACACAAUAUCGUUUAAUAGUUCAUUUAAAAUUGUUUUGUGUUACAAUUAAAAUCGUGUGCCCACGCUUUAAUUCGUGUUUAAUUGUGUUGAUAAUAUUUGUGUACUUUUUUUAUAAAUAACAUACACGUGUAAGUAUUGUGUAUAAAAGGGCUACGUAGUCACACGGGUUGUUAUUUUUCUCGUCUACGGAAAUCUAUCAUUUCUAUCAGUGAGUUAAAAAGUGUGUCCUCCGAAAUCGAUUGCGUAUUUCGGGUCCUGGACUCGUAACUGUAUGCAAUUUAAAACGCAGACAUUUAUUUCCGCCGAAACUUCGCCAAUUUGUUGUCGAUUGGUUUUUUUUCUAAUACGAGGACCCGGGUGGACAAAAUUGAAAAACGUCCCAAAAGAAGUCAAUACCUACAUAGGUAUUUUCCUUGAUACUUAAUGGGUGGUGCGUUAAAUCACACUGUAUACUAUUAACAUGUGCUUGAUGUGUAAUGUGACUUAUGUAAACACACACACACGAUAAGCAGUUAAGUGUAUAGCAAUGUUUGCGCUGAACAAAUCGUUUCGGUAGGUAAUCAAAUUAAGGUGCACUGGAGUUUUUCGAAGAUUACUCCUAUCGACAUGCCAACACACCCACAAAAAAAGUUUUGUAACGCCGGUUUCGAUAAUCCGUAUUUUUCAUUAUCGUUAAAAAAACUAUUUUUAUAUUUUUUUACUGUAAUUAAUAACUAUGACACAACAUUGCGGAUGACGAUGAGAGGUACGUUGUAAACCCUCGAAGGUUAGCACUCUUUUUUUUUUUUUUUAAAGAAUAUACACAAAAACUCGUUUGUUGUAUAGGUAUUUCGUUACAAGAUAUAUUAUAAUAUGCAGAGCUGGUUCAAGUCGUAUUGGCAUUCAAUGCAAAAAAAAAAAAUGUAUCCCCAACGUUAGAAUUUGAUAAUACUUGGCAAAUAUAUCGUAUGUCUUUACAUAGAAAAGUAAAAAACAAUUGUUUAAUAUGAUAUAAUAAUGUUACAUUACAUUUUCUAGAUAAUCAUGUUCACGAUAGGCAGGUAUUAGGUACAUAUAAAUACUUUGUAGCACGUGAAAUAGACGCAAUUAUGAUAUCAUAUUACUACUGUUACUUACACACUACAUUGAAACACGAACGUAUAAAUAAGUAAAAAUCGCAUUUCUUAAUUUUUAAUCUGCAUAAAUUUACCUAUAAUUAAAUGUAUAUAUAUUGGUUUGUAUUAAGUUUAAGUUUAUAUAAAUUGUGUGCACCUGUACCUAUAUUGAUAUAAGUUUAUAAAUUAGGUUAGAUAGAUAAAGAAAACUUGUUUUGAUCCAUAUUCCGUUUCGCACAACUUUGAAAGUUUCCGUAGCCGGCCCUGCAUAUAAUAAUGUGUGCAAAAAAAGUAGUCUGUCUUUAAAUCGAACUUUUUACCAAAAAGAUAAUAUUGCUCAAUUUUUAAACGAUUUAUGUUCCCCUCGAAGGAUAACAAUGAAUUUCAAGACUAAUCUAAAGCUCAUUUACGUGUCUAGGAGUUGGGUCUGGACAUAACCGAAGAACAGCUAAAUGAACUUCGCAGCAACAUUGACAAUGUGGACUUUGUGGCGGCCGCCAACGAGGAAAAGCUCACCCGGCACGACAUCAUGGCUCACGUGCACACAUACGCUACUUGUUGUCCGACUGCUGGGCCCAUCAUUCACUUGGGCGCCACUUCGUGCGAUAUCGGAGACAAUGCCGUAAGUCUGAACCGUACGGCGUACACCCAGUACAAAUGAUUUUAUACGCAAGUGUAAAUUACAUUGUGCUAAUUGUCGUAAUUUUUUUAGGACCUAGUGAUCUUGAGAGACGCUUUUGAUUUGUUGUUACCGAAACUGGCCGGUUGCGUGAAAACUUUGUCCGAAUUCGCCGAAAAACAUAAGUCUUUGGCCACGUUGGGUUUCACACACUUUCAGUAAGUACUAAUCUUUUUAAGAUUUUCUAUGCCACAGUGUGUAUUUGACUAGUGGAGUGCCUUCUUGUGCCCUCUUCUCCAAUUUUCAAAAAAUCAUAAACCCUAUAAUAUAUUAAACAUAUAAAAGGCACAUAAAUACUAUUUUGGAUUACACAUAUGUACCUAUAGAGAUUUGUUUUAAUGAAAACAUUAAAUUUAACAUAUUCUAUACAUUAACAAUUUAUAAAUUUAUAAAUCUUUACAAAAUAUUUAUCUAUUAAUAUAAAAAAAGUGAACCAAAAAAUACACACAGGUAUAUAAUUUUACACCAAUAGCUUUCUCACUUCAUUUAAAAUCUAAAAUAAAGCAUUAAGAAUAUUAUCAAAUAUAAUUUGUUAUUUUUAUUUACAAGGGAGGUCAAAAAUAUUUUUGAAAAGACAUUAUUUUAUAUAUUAUGUAUGAGUUUUAAUUUUAAUACAUAAUAAUUAACAUAAUUUUUUAGACCAGCUCAACUGACUACUGUUGGUAAACGAGCCUGCCUAUGGCUACAGGAUUUAGUUUUGUGUGAAAAAACAAUUAGUCGUGUUCGUGAUGAUUUGAAGUUUCGUGGUAUCAAAGGAACUACUGGAACUCAAGCAUCAUUCUUGCAAUUAUUCAAUGGUAAGUUAUUUAUUGUUUAAUAUACAUAGGUUUGUAUCAUAUGUGUAUCUAUUAACAUUAUGUUUUUAAUGUUUUACAGGGGACUAUGAAAAAGUUAGAGAAUUAGACAAGAAAGUGACACAGCUUGCUGGAUUCCAGUCUUCAUAUUCUGUUACUGGUCAGACAUAUCCUCGAAUGGUCGAUGCCGAAGUAGUUUCAUCCCUCAGUGUUCUUGGGUCUGCUGUCCAUAAGGUAUUUCAAUAUUAAAACAAAUUAAUGUUUAUAAGGCGAAAGAACAUAAACAAUAUUUUAGAUUCUGGGAGGAUUGAGAAUGUAUUAGUUUAAUAACUGUAUUUAUUAUUUUUUUAUCUAUGAACAAUUUUUCUACCAGAAAUCUUACUUUGAUUUUUAAUUAUGGCAUUUUUUUUCUGAAAGUACAUUUUCCUGGGGUGGUAUUUUAAGGAAGUCAUGUUUUGAUUCUCCCCAGGGUUUUCAUAAUAAAUUGAUAUGAAUGUAAGAAAACAGGAAAAUUAUCGAAAUGUAUUAUUAUUAUACCGUAGAUAUUAUGGUCUUUCAAAACAGGUAUUACCGAACUCCGUUCAGAAUCGUUUUUGUUAACAAUGAUUAGGGUUCAGAUGUUUAUGAAAUUGAAUAUUUUUUUUCUGUUUAUUCAAUUCAAUGCUGACCUGGAUACAAAUUUGACUCGUGUUCUACUGAAUCAAAUAACAGUAUUUUUAUUUUGCAUAUUUUAUAGUUUUGUAUUUUAGGAUUUUAAGAACAUAAAUGUAUAUUUCAGUAAAUUUUAGAACUUUUUUAAAAUAAAUUUGAAUUAUAAAAAUUAAAUACACUUAAGAUACAUUUUUUUUUUUUUAAAUUAAAAAUACAUACUUAAUAUUUUUCAGUGUGUAUUUGGUUGCUUAUUUGGUAACUUUUUAGUGUGUAAAUGCAUACAUAUUACAGUUAAUUAAAGUGCAUAAACAUCUGAACCCUAUUAAUCAUAAAAUAAUAAAGUAAAAACAAAAUUAUUAAAAUGAUUAAAACUUGUAAAUAAAUAUAGUUAAUAAAAAAUGUAUGUAAAGAAAUAAAAAAAUAAUUAAAUAAACAACACCAAUAAUACCUACAAAAAUAAGCUUGAUAAAAUAUUAUAAACAAAAUAGCAUAGUUUAACAACAAAAUACAAUUAUUAACAACAUAGUGAAUAAAUUGAAAGCAAAUAAUUCAGAAAUAGUUCUAGUAUAUAAAUCAAUGUUAUUGUUAUUAUUUACAUAAAUGAAAUUCAUAAAAAAACUUUAGAUUUUAUAAAUAAUAAUAAUAUUCAAAACUUAACAUUUGACCCAAAUAUAAUUUACACUAAAGAAAUUAAUAAACUGAUAACAAUUUUGAAUGAAAACAUACCUAAGUCCAAAAGAAAAUAUUAUUAAAAUCGUAUUACAAAAUAGAAGCUCCACACAUACAUCCAUUAAUAAAAUUACAUAAACAAGAUAAUCCGAUUCGUUCAUUAAUUAACUUUAAAACUACUCCAGCUUAUAACCUUGCUAAAUAUUUAGACUUUCUCAUAAAAGAAAAAUUAAACAUGAAUAAUGAUACUUAUAAAAAAAAACUUAUGAGUUUAUUGAAAAAAUUAAUAAAAUUAAUAUUGAGCCAGGUUACAAAAUGAUUCUUCUUGAAGUCAAUAAUUUAUAUACAUCCAUUUCUGAAUAUGAAACAGUACAUUUUUUAAAAAAUAAACUUAUACAUAGUAAUAAAUUUAAUAGAAACGAAUUACAAGAAAUUAUUCAAUCAUUAAAUGUAAUUAUUAAUCAAAACUAUUUUCAAUAUAAUAAUAAAUUAUAUUCGCAAAAAGAUGGGUUAGUUAUGGGUAGCCCUUUAAGUGUUCUUUUAUCUGAAAUUUACAUGUAAAAUUAUGAAACCGAUAAUAUUAUUUAUAACAAAAUAUACAAUCUAUAUAUAAAAUUAUAUUACAGAUAUGUUGAUGACACUUUUUUUUUUUAUUUAAACAUUCAAAUAGACAAGCAGAAAAUUUAGUUAAAAUUAAAUAAAAUAAAUUAAAAGUUAAGUUAAUAAGUUAAAAAUAUAUUUAAAUUUAUUCAUUAUGCAUGUGUGUGCAUAUAUUCAUGUUCAAUGUACAUAUACUACAUGUAUUCAUGUGUGCUUAUUGUUAUUACUAUUAUUAGUUAUUAGAUAUGCACACAUAUUAGAUCAAAAUGUGCAGCUUAUUUUUCUCGUUCCAAAAAUUAAUUAUAAACAAUUUCUGAAAGUGUUGUACUUCAAUGGAUUGUUGUACAACAACUUGGCACUUCAAAUACUACUUACAACUUUGGUCAUAGCAAGAAUUAAAUUAAUUUUUUUAUUUAAUCUGUGGUAGUUGUUUAUGAUCUGUACACUUAAUAUUUAAACAUUAAUGUAUAAAAAUAAUUGUUAUGAAAUGCAUACCCAUGCUUAAUAGAAAAUUUCAAAGUUAACACAUAGGUAUAGCCAUAGGCAUAUUAAUAACUCAUUUUUGACAAAAAAAAAAAAUGUUUUAAAAUCAUUAUUCCUGUUAUGCUUUAAACUUUUAAUAUAAAGUUUAAUAAUAUAUUGAAUUUUAUUUAUAUUUGUAUAGAUCUGUACAGAUUUGAGACUAUUGGCUGGUUUAAAUGAGAUUGGAGAACCAUUUGAAUCUACUCAAAUUGGCUCUAGCGCAAUGGCUUACAAACAAAAUCCGAUGAGAAGUGAAAGGGUUUGUUCUAUUUCUCGUUACUUAAUGAAUCUGGUUAACAAUGCAUUGACCACUGCAUCUGUGCAGUGGUUAGAGCGUACAUUAGAUGACAGUGCGAAUAGGUAUGUGUUAAAUUAAUCACUAUUGCUAUUACUUUUACAAUUUUUAACAAAUGUGUUUUUAUGUUUCAGACGUCUAUGUUUAUCUGAAGCAUUUUUGUGCGCGGAUAGUGUUAUGUUAACAUUGCAGAAUAUUCUUGAAGGAUUAACUGUAUUCCCAAAAGUAAUAUCAAGAAAUAUUGACAAAGUACUACCCUUUAUGGCGACAGAAAACAUAAUUAUUGCAAUGGUCAAAAUUGGUGGAGAUAGACAAGUAAUUAUAACAUAAGUAAAAUAAUAUAAAAACAUAAAUUUCACUCAUAUAUAGAGAAAGUCGUACUGUUUUCUUAAUUUUCCAUAUUGUGUAGCUAUAAUAUGAAAAAUAGUAAAAUAUCAUGUUCUUUGUAUAGCACAGAAAAUAAAUUGUUAAAAUAACUUUUUUAAUUUUGUGAGAUUUGAUAAAAAAAUUUAAAUUAAAUACAGGUUUGCCAUGAAAAGAUAAGAGUUUUGUCAUUAGAGGCAGCCAGUACAGUUCGUGUAGAAGGUAAAGACAAUGAUCUUCUAGAAAGAAUCAAGAAAGAUCCAUAUUUUGCACCAAUAUUAGAUCAACUACCUCAGCUUUUGGAUCCGUCUACAUUUAUUGGAUGUGCUUCUGAACAGGUACAUCAAAAAUAAAAAAAACAUACAUUUUUAUUUCGAUUUUUAAUAACAUAUUUGUUAUUUAUUUUAUACAGGUUACAUAUUUUUUGAAAGAAGAAGUACAUCCUUUGAUUGACAAGUAUAUCACUAAAAUUAAAACUACGGCUACAAUUUUGAAUAUCUAAAUCACAAUACCCUUGUAAUGGACUUACCAUGAAAAUACAACUUUCCAAUUUAUAUGCCAAAAAUGAUUAGAAUUUAAUUAUUUUUUUAUUAACUCCCCUAUUAUUUGUUUUUAAAACUGUAAUUUGUUUUAAAUUCUUGAAGGGGCUUUAUUUUUAUUCAAAAUAAGAUAUGUUAAAAUUAUACAAAAGCAUUAUUAUAGAAAAAAAUUAUAAUCAACAAUAAAUACUAUAAUAGUUANCUUUAACCACUGUUUUGGAGAAUAUACCUAUUACAUAUAACCAUAUAUAUUUGUAUAAUAAACGGGUAAAGACCCUUUUGUGUAGGCAGUACAGGUUUAAAUAUUUAAGUAUUUUAUAGUUAACAAUAAACAUCUCGAUUUAAAACAAUAAUAAUAAUGAAGCUAACAAUACAAAAUAAUAAUAAUUAGACAAAUCUAAAUAAUGAAAACAAUAAUAAUACAAUAGGAGACAAACACUAAAUCAAUAAUAUAAUGAUAGAAAAUUACUUAAUUUACAACAUCGUUUAAGACUAAAUAUACAUUUCUUUUGAAAACAUUACGUGACAUAAAGGAAAAAUCUACAUUAUCAACAAUAAGAUUUGCUAGUUUUAAUGCUCUAGGAAAGUAAGAAGAGGAGCUGUAGUUAUUAUUAUAAAAUGGAACAUAAAAAAAGUUUGAUUUUCUUAAACGGUUAUUUGUUGUAUUAAAUUCAAUCAUAGAGAGCAAAUCCAUGGAAAAAAUGUAACCGUUUAACAAAUCAUAUAUAAACAUAAUAUCAGCAACCUCUCUUCUUACUUUACAAGAUAUAAAGCCCAACUCGCCUAUUCGCAUAUUGUACGAGUUCUUUGAAAUAAAUGGAANAUUUAAUUUGUAACACAAUAAUUUUAAGAAUUUAAGUUGUACAUUUUCAAUUGAAUUAAUAAAUGUGAUGUAACUAGGUGACCAGACUAUUGAUCGAAACUCAAGAUGAGAUCUAACAAGCGCAAAAAAUAAUGUUUUCAAGGCAUUUAUAUUUUUAAAAUUAACUGUGUUUUUUCGGUUGAUAAAGCCAAGCAUCUUAAAGGAUUUUUUAGUAAUAGUAUUAAUGUGAGUAGUGAAAGACAAAUCGUAAUCAAUAAUAAUCCCUAAAUCUCUAAUAGAAGUUGCUCUUGUAACGGAACAAUUAUCAAUUUUAUAAUCAAAGCUAAUAGGAUUAUUGAUUCGUGAAAAAGUAAUAACAUUACAUUUGUUUAUAUUUAGAGAUAAACUA
Cinara cedri is the source of this 20478-nucleotide messenger RNA. The record is from the annotation of a GenBank genome assembly. Lineage: Eukaryota; Metazoa; Arthropoda; Insecta; Hemiptera; Aphididae.